AUGGGCGAAGAAGCUGACCAGCCUCCGGUUUCUGAGGGUGUCCAGACCGAUCUCCCUGAUCGGUCUGCCGACUCCCCUCCUGCCCCUCAGCAGAAAGCGGGCAAGCAGAAAUCGAAGAAACCGGACGACACCCCGCUCCCCGACUUCAUCGUCGCGCGCAACAAAUUAUUCGACGAGCUUAAAAAGGCUGCCGACGAGGAAUUGAAAAACAAACCCCGAUUCGACAUCACAGUCACCCUCGAUCUCGGCAACGGUGCGCCAGCAACGGUGAUUGCCAAAGCGUGGGAAUCUACACCUGGUUCUUUCUUGAAAGAUAUACCGAAGGAGUUUAGCUCCAAUGUUGUUAUCGCAAAACUUGAUGGAAAACAACUUUGGGAUUUAGAUCGCCCGCUGGAAAGAGACUGCAGGGUUUCCUAUCUUCCCUUCGACUCGCCGGAAGGCAGGGAGGUGUUUUGGCAUUCCAGUGCUCACGUCCUGGGUGAAGCCGCAGAAUGCGAAUAUGGAUGCAUGCUUUCCCAUGGGCCUCCUACUGCUCAGGGGUUCUUUUAUGACAUGGCAUUGCCCAACAAUGGAGUCGUCAAAGAAUCAGACUGGCCGUCUUUAGAUAGCCGAUCGAGUAAGAUCUUCAAGGAAAAACAAUCAUUUGACCGAUUGGAAGUCUCCAAAGAGGAUCUGAAGAAGAUGUUCAGCUAUAGCAAGUAUAAGAUGCACUAUAUCAAUAAUUUGGUUGAAGGCGAGAGCAGCACUGUCUACCGAUGCGGAACCCUUGUUGAUCUGUGUAGAGGGCCCCAUAUUCAAAGUACCGGCAAAAUUAAGGCAAUGAAGAUCAUGCAGAAUUCAUCUGCAUAUUUCUUAGGAGAUCAAUCGAAUGAUUCUCUCCAGCGAAUUCGUGGUGUCGCCUUCCCAGAUAAGAAAUCUCUCCAAGGGCAUCUAAAAUUCCUUGAGGAGGCUGAGAAACGUAAUCAUUUGAAAAUUGGAAAAGAACAGGAACUAUUCUUCUUCGAUGAAGUCUCUCCAGGGUGUCCUUUCUUACUUCCAAAUGGCACUAAGAUCUUCAACUCAUUGCAAAAGCUUCUCCGCACGGAGUAUCGCAAGCGUGGCUACCAGGAAGUCCAAUCGCCCAACAUGUACGACGUCGGAUUAUGGCGCACUUCCGGCCACUGGAACCACUACAAAGAUGACAUGUUUAAACUUGCUGUUGAGAAGCGAGAGUGGGCAUUAAAACCCAUGAACUGCCCAGGACAUUGCAUUAUGUUCAACCAUCGUGAGCGGAGUUAUCGAGAGUUGCCACUACGUAUGGCCGAUUUUGGUGUGCUUCAUAGAAACGAGGCCUCUGGUGCUUUACAUGGUUUGACUCGUGUUCGAAAAUUCCAGCAAGACGAUACGCAUAUAUUCUGCACUGAGGAUCAGAUCACCCAAGAGAUUGAAGGCCUUUUCGACUUCCUUCGCGCCAUCUACGGGCUGUUUGGGUUUAGCUUUAAGUUGAAGCUCUCAACGAGACCGGAGAAAUAUCUAGGAAAACUCGAGACCUGGAAUUUCGCCGAAGCCCAGCUUAAGGAAGCACUUACCAGGUUCAAGGGCUCUGAUUGGGAAAUAGAUGAAGGCGACGGCGCAUUCUAUGGGCCCAAAAUCGAUAUCACUAUUCAGGAUGCUCUUAAGAGAGAAUUCCAGUGUGCGACCAUUCAACUUGAUUACCAGCUACCUCAAAAUUUCAAACUUGAAUACAUGACCAAUGAAACAGGAAGACCCAAGGCCACGGAUGCCAAAAAGGACGAAACUUCGCCCAAGGGAGAUGACGACAAUCCAUCCCCUGAUUCCGACGACGGCACCCCUGGACCUGGGCGUGCUCGGCCUGUCAUGAUCCACAGGGCCAUCAUCGGUAGCUUCGAACGAUUCUUUGGUAUCCUGAUUGAGCAUUUCGGUGGUAAAUGGCCUUUUUGGCUCAGCCCUCGACAAAUCCUCAUUGUGCCAGUUAUGCCAGCUGUCUAUGAUUACGUGGAGGAGCUCCAGGGGAUCCUUCGCGGUGAUAAGCUAAAUGUGGACAUUGACGUCAGCGGGAAUACUUUGCAGAAGAAGAUUCGAAAUGGCCAACUGGCUCAAUAUAACUUCAUCUUUGUUGUCGGAGCACAAGAAAAGGAAACCCGCACUGUCAAUAUCCGGAAUAGAGACGAUCCUAGCUCACAGGCAAAGGGAAGCUUGAUCCCGCUCGAUGAGGCUAGAGCCAAAUUGCAUGCUCUUCGCAAAGAGCGUCGCCUUGUGAAUUCUCUUUAG
This is a messenger RNA of Uncinocarpus reesii 1704, 2271 nucleotides long. Its product is annotated as threonyl-tRNA synthetase. The record is from RefSeq and is a predicted model, not a curated record. Gene Ontology annotation, cellular component: cytoplasm. Lineage: Eukaryota; Fungi; Ascomycota; Eurotiomycetes; Onygenales; Onygenaceae. Bases 1 to 2271 code for a protein of 756 amino acids. Gene Ontology annotation, biological process: threonyl-tRNA aminoacylation. Gene Ontology annotation, molecular function: threonine-tRNA ligase activity; ATP binding. The transcript is spliced from 5 exons.